GUUGGUGGGCAGUUGAAAGGUUUAUCUGUAUCCACAUUGCAGGAUAUUGUGAUUCAUUAGUGUUUUUGCGAAUUUUAUCACUUUUAGGCCAAUUCUCUAGUUUAGUGAAGUUAUUGAAAUUGUUGGUGAAAUGUCCAAAAAGCGCGGAAAUCGGAAAAACCAAGAUUUGGACGAAGAAUUGAGUGAAGUAGGAAGUUCAGUGUCUGACACAACCUCAAAGUCCAAGUCGAAAAAGGGUCAGAAGAAAGGUAAGAAAAAUGAUGAUUGGAGCGAUGAUGAGGGGAGAGGGAAGAAGGUAUCCCUAGAACCUGGUAGUGAAGAUGAUGAAGUGGCUAAUGCUGUGCAGAAGAAGGGAAAAGGGAAGAAGGCAAAGGCGAAAGAAGAUGGCAACGUGGAAGGUGGAAAAGGUGAAAGCAGUAAAGGUGUUGGAAAGAAGAAGAAAGGCAAGAAGGAUGAUGACUGGUCAGAGGAUGAUGAGAAGGAUAUUGAGUUGAAGGUGGAGUCUGAGGAGGAGGAGGAAAUUGUGGCGAUAGCUAAAGGGAAACCCUCGAAAAAAGCUAAAAAGAAAGCUAAAGAAGUUGUUGUUGAACCUGAGGAGGAUUUGGAGGAUGAAGUUGAGGAGCCUGAAGCUGAAGUAGAGCCUGAGGUCGAAGUAGAGCCUGAGGAAGAACGUCAGGAAGAGGAGGAGGAAGAAGCGGUUGAGGAGACUCUGGCAGAGGAAGUGGAAAAAUUGGAGAUAACUGAGCCCGCUGAGAAGAAGAUGACGCACAAGGAGAAGAAAAAGCUCAAGAAGCAGCAAGAAUAUGAGAGACAGGUGGAAGCUAUGACGAGAAAAGGUGGUCAGGGAGCUUCAGACCUAGAUAGCAACUUUACAAUGUCCCAGGCACAGAAAAGUGGUGGCCAGAAGGCAGCCCUUGAGCAUGCUGUGGACAUCAAAAUUGAGAACUUCACCAUCUCAGCCAAGGGCAAUGAUCUCUUUGUCAAUGCGAAUCUCCUGAUAGCUCAUGGAAGGCGAUAUGGGCUCGUGGGGCCAAAUGGACAUGGAAAGACCACGUUACUGAGGCAUCUGGCCUCCCGUGCCUUUGCCAUUCCGCCCAACAUUGAUGUCCUGCUCUGCGAACAGGAAGUCGUAGCCGAUGACAAUUCCGCCGUAGAGACAAUCCUCAAGGCAGACACUAAGCGACUAAAUCUCCUGCAGGAGUGCAAGGAUCUGGAAGCAAAGAUCGAAGAGGGCGACUUCGAUGCCCAGGAUCGUCUCAAUGAAGUGUACAUCGAACUCAAGGCCAUAGGAGCGGAUUCCGCCGAACCCAGGGCCAGAAGAAUUCUAGCUGGUCUGGGAUUCUCCAAGGAGAUGCAGGAUAGGCCGACAAAUAAAUUUUCCGGAGGCUGGAGGAUGCGUGUCUCCCUGGCUCGUGCCCUGUACAUGGAACCCACUCUACUCCUCCUCGACGAACCUACCAAUCACCUCGACCUAAAUGCUGUCAUCUGGCUGGACAAUUACCUGCAGAGCUGGAAAAAAACCCUCCUAGUCGUUUCCCACGAUCAAAGUUUCCUGGACAAUGUCUGCAAUGAGAUCAUUCAUCUGGACUGCAAGAAGCUCCACUACUACAAGGGCAACUAUUCAAUGUUCAAGAAGAUGCACGUGCAGAAGAAGAAGGAGAUGAUCAAGGAGUACGAGAAGCAGGAGAAAAAGCUCAAGGAGAUGAAGACCAGAGGGCAGUCAACGAAGGCGGCUGAGAAGAAGCAAAAAGAUGCCAUGACGAGGAAACAGGAAAAGAAUCGAUCGAAAGUGCAAAAGAAUGAAGAUGACGAGCAAACUAUUGAGCUCCUCACUAAGCCUAGAGACUACAUCGUUAAAUUCCGCUUCCCUGAUCCUCCGCCCCUUCAGCCGCCAAUUCUUGGACUUCACGAUGUUACCUUCAAUUUUUCUGGCCACAAGCCUCUGUUUAUCAAUACUGAAUUUGGUAUUGAUCUGAGCAGCAGAAUAGCCAUCGUAGGGCCCAAUGGAGUGGGCAAAUCGACAUUUUUGAAGCUUCUCUGCGGAGACUUGGAGCCCGUCAAGGGAGAAGUGCGCAAGAAUCACAGACUUAGAAUCGGACGUUUCGACCAACAUUCUGGGGAGCAUCUGACAGCUGAGGAGAGUGCAGCGGAGUACCUGCAGCGUCUGUUUAACUUACCACAUGAAAAGGCCCGGAAGGCGUUGGGAACUUUUGGAUUGGUGAGUCAUGCUCACACAAUUAAGAUGAAGGAUCUGUCGGGUGGACAGAAGGCACGAGUAGCCCUGGCGGAAUUGUGCCUGAGUGCUCCGGAUGUCCUGAUCCUCGAUGAACCGACGAAUAAUUUGGAUAUUGAGUCAAUUGAUGCUCUUGCGGAGGCAAUUAAUGAAUACAAUGGGGGAGUGAUAAUUGUGUCGCACGACGAAAGAUUGAUCCGGGAGACGGAAUGUGGACUUUAUGUGAUUGAGGAGCAGACAAUCAACGAAAUUGACGGAGACUUUGAUGACUACCGCAAAGAAGUUCUGGAUAGUUUGGGAGAAAUUGUCAAUAAUCCCAGCGUUGUGGCCAAUGCUGCAAUUCUCGAUUAGGAAAAAAAAAUCUAUUGAAUGCUUUGUAAAAAAAUGUUCUUUUGAAAUGGUUCCAAAUAUUCAUUUAUAUUUCAAAUAA
Phlebotomus papatasi is the source of this 2663-nucleotide messenger RNA. RefSeq names its product ATP-binding cassette sub-family F member 1. Gene Ontology annotation, molecular function: ATP binding; ATP hydrolysis activity. Bases 131 to 2584 code for a protein of 817 amino acids. The transcript is spliced from 3 exons. NCBI's taxonomy places the organism in Eukaryota, Metazoa, Arthropoda, Insecta, Diptera, Psychodidae. The record is from RefSeq and is a predicted model, not a curated record.